Molecule: messenger RNA, 387 nt
Organism: Prunus armeniaca (apricot)
Lineage: Eukaryota; Viridiplantae; Streptophyta; Magnoliopsida; Rosales; Rosaceae
Source: the annotation of a GenBank genome assembly
AUGAAAGAUGUGGAAAGGUGUUUUGGUAUCUUGCAAGCUCGUUGGGAAAUGAUUAAGGGUGUUGCUCGUAUGUUUGAUGAAGAGGUGCUUCGAAGCAUUAUGAUGACUUGCAUAAUCCUCCAUAACAUUAUUAUGAAGGAUGAGUAUGAUUAUGAUGCCCCAGAGAUGCUCGAACCCAAUCUCAUGAACACGACAUUGACAAGAAUUUAUGAACGGCCCGUGGGAGCAAAUGAACCACUGGAGAAUGUACCGUUGAUUAGGGACGAUCGAUACAACAACCCUAUGAUCGACUGUUAUCAGGAAAUGCAAUCUUCUUAUGUUCACGAGAGAUGUCAAGUUGACUUGAUCGAGCACUUAUGGGAGAUGAAAGGCAAUUACGGUGGAUGA